Molecule: messenger RNA, 333 nt
Organism: Prunus avium (sweet cherry)
Lineage: Eukaryota; Viridiplantae; Streptophyta; Magnoliopsida; Rosales; Rosaceae
Molecular function (GO): zinc ion binding
Source: RefSeq, a predicted model, not a curated record
AUGGACGGCCUCGUAGAUUUGACGAACAACAAUUGUAGUUGUAGAAAGUUUCAGCUUGAGCAGCUACCUUGCAAGCAUGUAGUUGCAGUUUGCCGCUUCUUGAAACUAAAUGUAUACUCGAAGGCUUCUCGGUAUUACACUCGGAAUACCUGGUUGGAUGCUUAUUUGGAUAGCAUCUACCUGGUACAGGCUCACAAAAUGUGGGUUAUUCCUGAAGAUGUUCGAAGUCGAGUUGUGCUGCCUCCCAUGGCAAAAGUCAUGCUAGGCAAAUGGAAGAAGCUAAGAAUUCCUUCGCAAGGAGAGGGCACCAUUACAAGAAAAUGCUCAAGGUAA